Molecule: messenger RNA, 180 nt
Organism: Monoraphidium neglectum
Lineage: Eukaryota; Viridiplantae; Chlorophyta; Chlorophyceae; Sphaeropleales; Selenastraceae
Exons: 1
Source: RefSeq, a predicted model, not a curated record
GCGGUGCUUGAGUCGGCUGCGCGCUUCAGCCAGGCUGCGGCGGAGCUGCAGCUGAUGGGCGUGUGGCGCCCCUCCAAGCGGCGGCGCGUAGCUGCGGUGGUGCGUUCGUUCGUGCCCAUGCUGGUGGCGGGGCCGCUCGAGGGAUUGGGGGCGGUGUAUGAGGACGACGACGACGAGUGA